Gorilla gorilla gorilla (western lowland gorilla) is the source of this 9716-nucleotide messenger RNA. RefSeq names its product ataxin 7 (gene ATXN7). The transcript has 10 exons. NCBI's taxonomy places the organism in Eukaryota, Metazoa, Chordata, Mammalia, Primates, Hominidae. Bases 1172 to 3970 code for a protein of 932 amino acids. The record is from RefSeq and is a predicted model, not a curated record.
UUUUUUUUUUUUUUUUUGAGACGGUGUCUGACUGUUGCCCAGGCUGGAGUGCAGUGGCAAGUUCUAGGCUCACUGCAACCUCUGCUUCCUGGGUUCAAGCGAUUCUCUGGACUCAUCCUCCCUAGUAGCUGGGAUUACAGGCACGCACCACCACACCUGGCUAAUUUUUGUAUUUUUUAUAGAGAUGGAGUUUCAUUCACCAUGUUAGUCUGGUCUCAAGCUCCUGACCUCAGGUGAUCCACCCGCCUCGACCUCCACAAAGUGCUGGGAUUACAGGCAUGAGCCACCACCCCCGCCAGAAACUCCUCAUCUUGAAAUAUCUCUAGGAAUAUGCGCUUGACUUGAAUUCUCCAAUGUGCAAUUUUGGACCUAGGGGUUAGAAAGCCUGGAUGUGAGAGAAAGCUGCUUAACCUUGCAUUAGUUAUUUCAUCUUUCUGAAUAUACUUUCUCUCUUUGGAAGAUAAUACUACCUACUUCCCAAGGUUAUUGUAGGAGUUGAAAUUAAAUUAGAUAACAUGUGAAUGACUCAGUACACACUAAUUCCUUUUAACUCUUUCAACUGCUGAUAACCUGACUUCUUAAUUCUAUAUUUCUAGGUACAGGGUUUUUUAAUCUGUGACCUUUGAAAAGGCUUCAGGGGAUUGUAGUUCCCCUGAAAUUGUAUGCAAAAUAAUACGUCAGUUUUCUAGGGUAGGUGUUCACAGCUUCCCUUGGAUUCUCAAAAGGGUCAUUUACAUGUCCCCACCCCUAAAAUUCAAAACUGCUAAGCUAGGCUCUCUGCCUGUUUUUUCUUUUCACUUUUUCCUCUUGUAACACAUUACUUAGACCAACUCCUAUCAGGCAAGACUACCCAAGGGUUAAUGCUGUGGCAGAAGGUUGGAACUCUUGAUUUAGAUGGAGGGAAAUUAUUUGUGGUUUAGGUAGUAAACCUACCCAAGGCAAGAAUACCCAAGGGUUAAUGUUGUGGCAGAAGGUUAGAACUCUUGAUUUAGAUGGAGGGAAAUUAUUUGUGGUUUAGGUAGUAUAUCAUCCCUCUUCUGCCAUUUAGCACAAGUAGGCAAAUGUUAAGACAAAAUUUGGUUAUUUUUCAGAGGUCAACCUAGUUUUGUUUGCAUUCUUGUAUUUGUAUUGCCUUAUUCUUGUUCUGUAAUUUGUAAUAUUAGUUGUUAGCAUGAUUAAUUUUGGUGGGAAGAAAUUGGUAAUACCUUUUGACUUUUUGUUGUUGUUGUUGUUGUUGUUGUUGUUGUUGAGAUGGAGUCUCGCUGUGUCGCCCAGGCUGGAGUGCAAUGGUACAGGCGCGAUCUGUGCUCACUGCAACUUCCGCCUCCUGGGUUCAAGCGAUUCUCCUACCUCAGCCUCCCAAGUAGCUGGGAUUACAGGCGCCUGCCACCACGCCUGGCUACUUUUUGUAUUUUUAGUAGAGACGGGGUUUCACCAUGUUGGCCAGCCUGAUCUCGAACUCCUGACCAGAAGUGAUCCACCCACCUCGACCUGCCAAAGUGUUGGGAUGACAGACAUGCCAAUAUUUGGUUUCUGUCCAGCCCAUGAUGAUUUCUACUUGGUGGUGUGUAACGACUGUAAUCAGGUUGUCAAACCGCAGGCAUUUCAAUCACAUUAUGAAAGAAGACAUAGCUCAUCCAGCAAGCCGCCUUUGGCCGUUCCUCCCACUUCAGUAUUUUCCUUCUUCCCUUCUCUGUCCAAAAGCAAAGGAGGCAGUGCAAGUGGAAGCAAUCGUUCUUCCAGUGGAGGUGUUCUUAGCGCAUCCUCAUCAAGUUCCAAGUUGUUGAAAUCACCCAAAGAGAAACUGCAGCUCAGGGGGAACACCAGGCCAAUGCAUACCAUUCAGCAAAGUAGAGUUCCCCAUGGUAGAAUCAUGACACCCUCUGUGAAAGUGGAAAAGAUUCAUCCGAAAGUGGAUGGCACACUACUGAAAUCUGCGGUGGGGCCAACCUGUCCUGCUACUGUGAGUUCCUUAGUCAAGCCUGGCCUUAACUGCCCCUCAAUACCAAAGCCAACCUUGCCUUCACCUGGACAGAUUCUGAAUGGCAAAGGGCUUCCUGCACCGCCCACUCUGGAAAAGAAACCUGAAGACAAUUCCAAUAAUAGGAAAUUUUUAAAUAAGAGAUUAUCAGAAAGAGAGUUUGAUCCUGACAUCCACUGUGGGGUUAUUGAUCUCGACACCAAGAAGCCCUGCACCCGGUCUUUGACAUGCAAGACACAUUCCUUAACCCAGCGCAGGGCUGUCCAGGGUAGAAGAAAACGAUUUGAUGUGUUAUUAGCCGAGCACAAAAACAAAACCAGGGAAAAGGAAUUGAUUCGCCAUCCGGACUCUCAGCAACCACCGCAGCCUCUCAGGGACCCGCAUCCCGCCCCUCCUAGAACGUCACAGGAGCCGCACCAAAACCCUCACGGAGUGAUUCCUUCCGAAUCAAAGCCUUUUGUAGCUAGUAAACCUAAACCUCACACCCCCAGUCUUCCAAGGCCUCCAGGCUGCCCUGCUCAGCAAGGUGGGAGUGCCCCCAUUGACCCUCCUCCAGUCCAUGAAUCUCCACACCCUCCCCUGCCUGCCACUGAGCCAGCUUCUCGGUUAUCCAGUGAGGAGGGCGAAGGCGAUGACAAAGAAGAGUCUGUUGAAAAACUGGACUGUCAUUAUUCAGGUCAUCAUCCUCAGCCAGCAUCUUUUUGCACAUUUGGGAGCCGGCAGAUUGGAAGAGGCUAUUACGUGUUUGACUCCAGGUGGAAUCGACUUCGCUGCGCCCUCAACCUCAUGGUGGAGAAGCAUCUGAAUGCACAGCUAUGGAAGAAAAUACCACCAGUGCCCAGUACCAACUCACCCAUCUCCACACGUAUUCCUCACCGGACAAACUCUGUGCCGACAUCACAAUGUGGAGUCAGCUAUCUGGCAGCAGCCACCGUCUCUACAUCCCCAGUCCUGCUCUCAUCUACCUGCAUCUCCCCAAAUAGCAAAUCGGUACCAGCUCAUGGAACCACACUAAAUGCACAGCCUGCUGCUUCAGGGGCGAUGGAUCCUGUGUGCAGUAUGCAAUCCAGACAAGUGUCCUCUUCAUCCUCAUCCCCUUCCACGCCCUCUGGCCUUUCCUCGGUUCCUUCCUCCCCUAUGUCCAGGAAACCUCAGAAAUUGAAAUCCAGCAAAUCUUUGAGGCCCAAGGAGUCUUCUGGUAACAGCACUAACUGUCAAAAUGCCAGUAGCAGUACCAGUGGCGGCUCAGGAAAGAAACGCAAAAACAGUUCCCCACUGUUGGUUCACUCUUCCUCCUCCUCUUCCUCCUCCUCCUCUUCUUCUCAUUCCAUGGAGUCUUUUAGGAAAAACUGUGUGGCUCACUCUGGGCCUCCCUACCCCUCAACGGUAACAUCUUCCCAUAGCAUCGGCCUCAACUGUGUGAUGAAUAAAGCAAAUGCGGUGAACGUCCGGCAUGACCAGUCAGGGAGGGGCCCCCCCACCGGGAGCCCUGCUGAAUCCAUCAAGAGGAUGAGUGUGAUGGUGAACAGCAGUGAUUCUACUCUUUCUCUUGGGCCAUUCAUUCACCAGUCCACUGAACUUCCUGUCAACUCCCACGGCAGUUUUUCCCACUCACACACUCCUCUAGAUAAACUCAUAGGAAAGAAAAGAAAGUGCUCACCCAGCUCGAGCAGCAUCAACAACAGCAGCAGCAAACCCACAAAGGUUGCCAAAGUGCCAGCCAUGAACAACGUCCACAUGAAACACACAGGCACCAUCCCAGGGGCACAAGGACUGAUGAACAAUUCCCUCCUUCAUCAGGAUAUCUCCUCACCUUGCUUACGAACAGGAAUUUCAGCAACAUCACCCCAGAGCCCUGACUUAAAAUGUGAGGCUCUUUUUCAUGAUUUUUUUUCCCCUUCCUCGUCUUCAGAACUUAACUCAAAUGCCAGCCAGGUUAGGACUUUUUCAGAAAAUACCAAGAAGUUUCUUAGUAUUUUCUUAGUGUGAUAUAAUUUUCCUCUAAUAUUUGGGUGAAUUAACACCCAUUGCCAAAGGUAUGGGGAAAAUAUUUGUGAAUUUAACUAGCUGCGUACAUUAUGGGUUAUUAUAUGUUGUUUGGCAUUCUGAUCAUGGGAUUCCUGGACAAAUGAGAAGUGUGCUUUUCCUUCUUGGUUUGUAGUUACUCAUUACAGUUUAUAAGCAUAACAGUCCAAUAUGAACACAGAAGACAUGGUGUGCCGAUUCUUCAACGCACCGUCGUUGAGAGAGACGUGAUCCCCACGGAAGGGGCAUUCCAUUGUGCUGUAAUGUCCAUCUCACAUCUGUAUUAGUGAGCACACUGUCUUCAUUUAGACAGGAGUGUAGAUCUUAAUGCCCACAAGUAACAAAAAGGACAGAAAGGGGGGGGCCAGGUGGGGCACAGCAGAGAUUGACAGUGCCUACUAGAAAUUGGGGGGACAUGGAGCAGCUGCUUCCAGACAUUUGUUACCAGUUUUAAAGAGAGGCUGCAGAUCUGGACUUGCAUGUGAAAUUUAGUUGAGAUAUAUGUGUGUGUGUGUGUGUGUGUAUGUAUACACACACAUAUACACACACACUUUUUUUUCUCUUCUUAAAUCUGGUAUAGCCUAUGUAUCUGUGGGCCAUCUUUGGCUCAUGACCUGCCAUUUUGCCACCUUUGAUUUUUACCAUGUAGUGGCACUAUGUCUUACUAGAACAACGCAGACAGCCUAACUUUGGGCUUUUUCCUUAAAAUCAGUUAAAAUCAGUUUCCACUUAAGUUUGUGUUUGAGAGAGAUUUUCUCUGUGCAGAGGAAUACUUUUUAUUAUGCUACACAAAUCCUGGGGCAAGAGCAGGGGUGCUUGCUUAGAGAUCAAAGGAUCAUUGAACCCCAAGAAGUAUUGCACAUUUUUAUGUCUUUGUUCAUUUAUCGUAUAGCUUUCAUAAGAAUCUCAAAGGGACUCGUGACCCCAAAAUGCUUUAAAGAAUGCUGCUGUUACAAAAGUAGGGACCUCUACUUGCUGUUCCUUGUGGAGCUGCCUUUAAAACAAAAAUAACUGGGCUAGUUGAAGUUUUCUAAACAAGGGAAUGAAGAGUGGGACAUGCUGGGAAGCCUAGGAGAUGAUGGGGUUGGGUAGGCACCCCCAAGAGUCUGUUCAUGGCCUGUACCACCAAAGAUGUAAAAGCCCACUGUGAAUGCCAGAGUUUCCUCCUCCCCAGUAUGGGCACUGCCUUGAGUGCGAACUGUCACACCUGUGUGUGCUAGCCCUUGACCUUGUUCCCUUCUCAGUUAACAACCUGGAAUACCUUCAAGGACACAAAAUCACUGGAAUACCUUCAAGGACACAAAAUCAGUAAAUAAAACCAAAAGGCAAACAUAAGAGCCUUUUCUCUAAGUUAGAAACCCAGGCCUGCAACUCUUCUAGCCAGUUGGCUAGAAGUGAAUCUUUGCAAUGAUUGUGCCCAGUAGUAGUGAAGGCAUUUGAAAGCUAAGAACAAAAUCUAUAGCUGACUGUUCCUGGUGUCACUCAGUCAGUGGAGGCUUUAGUAGCGUGCAGCCUUUGGAAUAUUCUUGUUUAGAAUCAAUAGAGUGCAGUGUACAAACGCUUACUUACCAUUUCAUUAUUUCCCCACCCCCUCUUUUUUGAAAGCCAAAGGCACGUCCCUGACAGCUGAAAAUAGCACGGGGAGGAAUAAUGCGGACACUUUUGAGGACAAGUUACACCUCCACUCAGCACUCUGGACUCCACGAUGCCUUUGAGUCUGUUUUCCCAACCUCCUGUGGGCCUCAAGGGUAGAAACCUGUCGGGCUGUUGUUUUAACGAGGAUUUCCCUGAAGCUAUGUCUCUAGCAGUGAGUACUCAUAAAGGACACUGGAUCAAGUUCAGCCACCGAAUUGCUUUUAUCAGUGUUAAAGUGGUCUGAACUGCUUGCUACCAAUCUGUGAGAAGUUUUUUUGUUUUUUAACUUGCAGUAUAUCACAGAGCCACUCUUCAAGUAGAUUGGCUGGGCAAAAGAAUGUUUUGGCAAGAGCGUUACUGUAGACCUUUCUCCCUCCUUCCUUUUACUACCAUUUUUUUUUAACACUGUCAUCUGUAGGUCACUCUCCAGCAGUUAGGCACCUUAACUGGAGACCAGAAACCUUCCAGAGAACAGAGGGCUGCAUCCCGAGCAACCGUCUGAAGAAGGGAAUUAGGCUUUAGAUUUUGAUAGCAAUGUUCCAGGAAUGAAAUAUAGAUGUUAGCCCAAGGCACCAUGACAAAAUAGCCCAGCCUUUUGAGAGUAAUUUGGGAAAAGAAGCUGUCAGAAGUUUCUGACUUACAAACUGGUUUGAAAUUUUUGAUGCCUAGACAGCAAGUAUAAAUCAUUUUGGAGGCUUACUUUUCAUGAUACAAAAGCAAUUCUGUGUGAUUUUUUUUUAAGAAGAAAGAAAAUGCAAGCUAGUUUUGAGAAAGGAACGCCAAAUUGGGUCGGGGGAGGGUGGGAGUGAGGAAGUUAAAAUCACUAUAGGGAGAAAAAACUUUUUUCAAGAUUUCCAAAGAGAUGAAAUUUUCUUAAUCGUUUAAGUUUUCAUAGUAAACAGUAUGGCAGAUUGGGUUGGUUGUCCUACCUGGUCUAUUUUUAAAAGUCACCUUUUAAAGUGACAUUAUUAGAUACACUUAAAUGUUUCCAAGGCACUCUCUGCAUUACCCUUGUUUUUCUCUUUGGAUACUAUCCUGGGACUAAGUGUAGAUUUCUGCUUCAAGCACUUCUGGCAUUGUGUGUUUUUGUAUGCACUCCCCUUCAUGCCACUUCAGAUGUUUAUUUGGAUGUGGCUGGGGACGAGAGCAGACACCAAGGAAAGGGAGUUGGAGAGAAUGUAAGUCCUGACCUGAAGGUCUUUUGUGAUGCGUGUAUAGGAUUGCCCUGACACAGACCCUCCUUUCUUGGGAUUAUACCAGCCAUCUUCCUGAGAGUUUUGGAGCCCUCUGGGAUAUUUUUUCUAGUACCCCACCCCCCACCCCUAAAGAAAGACCUUAAUAUGUUAAAACAGCAUUGCUUGGAGAAGGUGUCAUUGAAUUCGGGGACGAGCCGGAGCCUUUAAAUGGGUGCUUCCACCACUACAGGCUCCUGACACGAGAAACAGGCACUGUUGCUUAGAAGAACACACGAAGUUGCCGAACACAGGGUAAAAUUUCCAAGGCACUGAUCGUUGCCCUGGCCAGGGCCUGAUGAGAGCCAGUCAGUACAUUCUUUUUUUCCUACAGUUCUUGGGUUUCAAACUUCAGUUUCAGGGAAUUUCAAGUCAACAACAGGUAGAAUGAAUAAACUUGGUUACCAGCCUAAUAAUGUGAAUUGCUACAGAAUUAUUCUUAUUAUGUAAGAAAACAAAAACUUUAUGCAGAUACUUUAGCUAUAAAUUGAUGUAAAAUACUGAUUUUUUUAAAGGAAGGAGAGAACAGUAUCUUGUUCAAUUAUUAUGCAAUCAAUCAGUAAAUGUUUUUAAAAUGAUACUACAGGAGAGCUUAGUAAGGAGAGGGCAUGGAUGGGCCAGUUUGGCAUAGUUGGGAGAGAUCAGUCUGGUUUCCAUCCCAGUCGGGGAAGAGAGAGUUGAGAGGGAAUCAGAACGUACCUAGUUGAUUCCUUGGUGACAAGUGCAAUGGGGUAUGGGUAGAAUUUAUUUUCAGAGCCAAGAGGACUUGAUGGUUAUAAAUAAAGUUGCCUUUAGCAAUGGAAUUUACAGAUCGAUCAUGUUGUUCCGAAAGAUGUGAAUAGGAUCCACAAUAACAAGUUGAUUCAGACUAAUGUAGAUAUUUAGAUUAGCAAGUAUUGAACAUUUGAUUUCUUAGACUGAGGUUUUAAUUGAAUUUCAUUAUUUCUCCCGGUAAUACACAGAGCAUCGGGAUUAGGAAAUUAGCCAUUUUGGAUUCUGCCUGCCACAAACAGACCUAUUCUAAACAGUGCUAUUAAAUUUUAGACUGUUGUUCAAAUAUUUUAUUUUCUCCUACAACUACUUUUUAUGAUGAUGAAUAAUUAAGACCAUUUAAAACACGGGAGUACAAGUAUUUUUUUGAAUUAAAUUAACUUGCAAAAACCAAAUUUGCAGUGGUUGGGUUGUUUCUAGACAGACUUUGGUAUCAAUUUAAAACCAAGAUAAUUUUUAUAUUCUUUCCAAUAGAAUUUCAUGACAACUCCUGCAGUUUUCUUAACCUACAAAAAAAAAAAAAAAGUGCUGCAAUGAUGAACAAAGAAUUAUACAAAACCUACUUUUGUAUCUUUAUUUUGGAAUUUCUUGUUCUAUUAUAAAUAUGGAAGUAUCCCUAUUUCAGAAGACAUAUUUUGUUAAAAAUGAAUUGUACAUAUUUAAAUAUGUAUUUUUGCACAGGUCUUUUUUUCUGAUAUCCUGUUUUGGUACAAUUGAGAUCAUCUAGUAUUUAUUUAUUAAUUAAUAAAAGUAAAUACCUUUUUAUAAUUUGAAGUGGUUCACUGCCAAGCCAAUAGUUCUAGAACCUGCCUCCUUUACAGUUUUAAGGGAUGCCUCUGUUCUGUGAAAAGUCUUUGUCCCUUUUAGUGUCUCGGGAGUGGAUUCAUACAGAUGAAGUGGGCAUUGCUUCUUCCUGGUUGCCUGGUUUCCCGAUAGACUACAUGUAACUAAGUGACACACUGCUUUUCUUUUGUUAGUAUUUUAUGUGUGAGAGUAUGUGAUUGCGUGUGUGUGUGCCUGUGCGUGUGUGUAUACUCUGAGCACAUGUAUGUUAGUAUGUGAUGUGGUUUAAAACUAAUGGAAAAAACUGAAAGUGCCUGAAACUAGUUUUAAGCUUAGACAGAAUCUCUUUAAAAAGACUUGAAUGUUCAGUUGAACUUUUGGAGUUUGCUUUUUCCACCUAAAUAUUGUUUCUAAAAUUUUAGGGGAGGAGUUGAAAACCACCAAUGCUGGUAAUUUUAUAAGGUAUUUUAAAAUUAAGACCUCUUGGUUCAUAGUAAUUCAAUUGGUGAUGGAUUGCCUGGUGGCACCAAGGGUUACAGAUCUUUUUGUCAGCCAGCAACUUACACGAUGUGUCCGUUUUGUUAUUCACUCAUGAAAUACAAUUUAAAAUAUUUAAAAUAUUUUGUAUUCCAAAAUUAUAAUACAAAGAAGUACCUCUGAGAACAUUGAAAAAAAUGUAUAAUUUGAAAAGUGUAACUUAUAAAGGCAGCUGUCUUCCUGCAAGAGUUCUGUUGCCAAGGAAUUUCUUAAUGUCGCUCAUUCUGUCCAGGGGGUUUGGGGCGAUUGGGCUUUGAAAAAAUAUUGUUAAAAGUUUGUUUAGCAGAAAAUAAUCACUUUUACAUUUUGUGCAAAACAUUUUACAUUUUCAGAUAAUUUAAAUGAGCACUACAUACUGUCAGUGUGAAUGUAGGGCCUUGAAAGCAUUUUGCUUUUUUUUUUUUUUUUUUUUUUUUUGAGCUUGGUUAUAAAAGCAAUCUCCUGUGUUAAAAACGUGUGAAUAGUUUGAUAAUUUGUACACAUAAUCAAGAGCAUCUCAGCUGGACUUUGUGUUGGCUGCUGUAUAGAACAUGAACAAAUGUCAAGGGAUAGAAAAUUACUUUGGAUAUUUAAAAGAGAAGAAAUAUAUAGUCUAUUUGUUUUGUAACAAGUUUCUGUAAAUAAAAUAAUUUAUACUAUUUAUAAGAAAAGGUUGUGCUUUGCUUUAUAAGAAAUUAGCUUGUGGAACAAACAUGUUACUAAACGGGCAAUAAAAUUAGGACUUCUCAAUAAAUAAGGUUGGCUGCAUGAAA